Messenger RNA from Salvelinus sp. IW2-2015, 2435 nucleotides. Lineage: Eukaryota; Metazoa; Chordata; Actinopteri; Salmoniformes; Salmonidae. The record is from RefSeq and is a predicted model, not a curated record.
CUAUAGUCCAUCCCAUCAGCCUCCACUGGCUUCCUACCAUACCUAUCUACAAGUUGUAACAAAAUAGAGGGAAGGGAUGAUUGGGAUCAGCACACAUCAUUGGAAUAACAAGUUCUGGAAACAAACCUAUCUGUUAUCAUUGCACAAAAAGUUAAGUCAAGCAAUAUACCAGUGCAAUAUUUACACAUUUAAAGAAACCCACUCAGGCCUCUCCAAAAUGUGCUUAUCACGUGACUGUCCAACAGACAUGUGUUUUUGAGUAAUAUAGUCAAGAUCAUGGGUGGUUCAUUUUGGAAACGUCUUUGUUGUGUUACUCGUUAGGUAUACUGACACAUGCAUCAACUCUGGCAAUAGAUUACCUAAAUGUGUGUUUGUAAAGUGUAAACACUGUAUGGCUGAAGAUUGAGUACUUAAACACGGCAGAAAGAUGUGUGUAAACCAGAAUACACAGCUUAUUGUGUUGUUAAAUUCUAGUGAUACGCACCUGUAACAUAGGUUACUCAAAAAUGGUAUUCUAAACGAAACUGUGAUACUGUAGUUGGAACAAUAGUAAAGGCUACAGCCUAACUAAGUUGGCCUUUUAUCUACUUAGCAAUGAACUAUGCAAAAUGCAUAAUGGUAUAAUAUUUAUCUUCCCCAUGUGAUCACGUCUUCUUCUCACUGAUCAACACUUCAUACAGAACGUUUAUGGGCUGAUCCAGCCACUUUCAGACUUUCAGGGCAAAGUGACUUCCUUCCCCUCGUUUGUUGUUAUCCUGUAACUCCCUUUUGCUGGAGAACUGCAUGGAUGAAGGAUAGAGUAAUACAGUCUUCAAGUAGGCUACGGUAAUAAGGAUACAACCUACACUGGUCCUGAAACAUGCCAAGAUGGGCCAUUUACACCAUCUUUGCCGUCAUCGUCUUGCUGUUUUUGGUGUGUAUUAUUUGGGUCUUUGAGAAAUACUGCUGCAAGAGCAAGAAAAAGAGAAAGAACAAGCCGGACCAUCAGAUCAAUCUACAAGGGGCGACUGGUUCCACGACUACAUCGCUAGUCCAACCUGCCUCGGAUGAUGCAAACUACGGCUCAGCUAAAAACCGUGGAAGACUACUCUACUCUCUGGAAUACAAGGCACAAGAGCUGACAGUGGGGAUUAAACAGGCUGUAGCACUGCCAGCUAUGGACCUGGGAGGCACCUCUGACCCCUAUGUUAAAGUCUACAUCACCCCCAACAAGUCAAAGACAUUCGAGACUAAGGUCUACAGGAAAACCCUUAACCCCGUUUUCAAUGAACACUUCACAUUUGAGAUUGACAAAGCUGAGCUCAAUGAGUCCACCAUAGUCAUGAAGGUGUUCGACUUCGAUAGGUUCUCCAAACAUGACAUCAUCGGGGAGCUGAGGCUGCAGCUCGGAACCAUCGACUGGAAUCAUGUGAUCGAGGAGUGGAAAAACCUUAGUGAACCCUCCAAGUCUGAGGAYAUCAUUCUGGGAGAGAUCUGCUUCUCAUUGCGUUACGUCCCGACCACCAGCAAACUGACUGUUGUCAUCCUGGAAGUCAAGAACCUAAAGAAUAUGGAUUUAAGGGGCUCAUCAGAUCCCUAUGUGAAAGUGCAGCUAGCUCUGGACAAGAAGAAGUGGAAGAGAAAGAAGACAUCUGUUAAAAAGUGCACACUAAAUCCCUACUUCAACGAAUCUUUUACAUUUGUGGUGUCAUUUGAACAAAUUCAAAGGCUUCAGCUGGUGAUCUCCGUGUGGGACCAUGACAAGUUUAGCAGGAACGAUGCUAUUGGGAAGAUCUUCCUGGGUUGUGAUGCUACAGGGAACCAGCAGAGGCACUGGGAAGACAUGCUGUCCAACCCCCGUAAGCCUGUGGCCCAGUGGCACAACCUGUUUUCCAGUGAACAGGUGGACUCCAUCCUCGAACUCAAACACUCAGUCAGGAUCCCCUUCAUUAAUAAGAACUUUUGAGAAAACUUAGACUUGCYUGCCAGACUCAUGGCACUCCAGCGACUGUGGGAAGAGGCUAGAAAUAACCAACUUCCGYCCUCUACUUCACUAAGCUAAUAGCAGCUUGGAGGCUCUACCACUUUUAAAACACUGAUAAAAUAUUCCAAUAUGUAUGCUGGACAUCCGGAUUUAAAUAGUUGCAAUUUUUAUAGACAUUUUAUGAAAUACAUACGUGAUAGGUCCAGUUAAGAAUAGGAAAAUAAUCUAACUAUUUUCCAUGUAGCCCAUUGUUUAUUGKUUUUACACUCAAGUUGAAUAUAGCAUUACAGUCAAACUUGAAUGCUGCACAGACAGUAUGACCAGCAUACAAAAAUACUCCAUGGCCUGGGAGAGCAUACUGUAGGCCCACCAACUUGGGAGCCAGGCACACACACUGGGAAGUCAGGCCCAGCCAAUCAGAUUGAGUUUUUCCACACAAAAGGGCUUAAUUAUUCAUCAGCUGUCCUGGUGG